AGAGCAGUCGUCGGGUGCUCGGUGCUGGGUGCACAAGAUGGUAUGGAAGUCCUCCGUCCCACCAGGAGGAGGCCAUAUCCUACAGUCACUGCUGCUCCUACUAUUUCCUCCCGAGUAUUUCUUCCAUUGCUACAACAAGCAGCAACCUCGGUCGGGCGAGGCUUAGUCACUUCUUAACACGAGAUCCCUUCUUUACCAGUCCAGGGUCACAUUCCAGGUUCCCACUCGACCAACUUCAAUUGGAACGCGACCAGAUGAAACUUAUUUGUCUUGGCUCGAGAUUCAUCCUCAAAUUUGAGGGAACCCCAUUGGCUCUUUAAAUUUCCCCCGUUCAAGUUAUGUUUGGGUAUUGUUUGACACCCUGUGCUAAUGCCUGUUCCAUUGGAUGGGAACCGAGCCAGACUGUGCGAAGGAACACUGAGCGAACAAAAAACCUUUGCGAGCGAGGGAAACCGGAGCCAAGAGCCGCCCGCUUCUGGGCACGAUCGAGCUGUUUGAGGAUCACCUCAUCAGAUUUCCAGAAUUUGCAAUCGGUCCUCUGUCAGUGACUGAAUAGUCUCUCCACAUAGCACACAUUCAGUUAGCUUGCUAAGCGAUCCUUCAUUCAAGUGGGUGCCAAAUUCAAUGAAGCUUCGUCUUUCCACGUGGAACCUUCAUCGUAGAUGUUGGCCUAAUAAUUCUUGUACGCUAAAAGUUGUGGUGGAGGCAGUGAUUAGUACUACUAUAAUGGGAUUGUGCGCCUACCUACAAGCUAAUGAUAGAUAGAUUGAUUGUUCGACCCAACGCCGAUAAAUUGCCGGCCAAUUGGUCAUUAAGGUGGAAUCCAGUCGGAAUUAGAACACAAAAACUUUCAGGGUUUUGACUCGAGAUCCAUGCCUCUUUCAUCAUGGCUGCCAUCAUCAGUCAGAUGGCCGCGAACAAGCGGGCGAGGGAAAAGGGCCAAUUCCGAACCAUUAUCGGGAGUGAUAAAUGUGUUUACACCUUGCCACCUUUUGAUCCAUGUUUUGAUCCCAUGGUUCAUAACAAGUACAUGAAGGCCUUGGCCCAACGUCAGAUGUAUGAGGCCCACAUGGAGGCCAACCGGAGAAGAGAGGAACUCGAACUACUGAGAUUGCAACGAGAAAAGUCCAAACAUCAAAAAGCCAUGAACAGUCUUGUGUCGGGUUUGGCUAUCUUGGCAGUGGGAUUCCUGGCCAUGGGAGCGUUGGUCUUCUACCUGUGGGUUCUACUCUGGGAUGUUCCAUGAAUAUCAAAUGACCCGCUACAAAUACAAAUAUCCAAUUGCCAGUCUUCCGACCAUAUACUCCAAUCAAUACGUUUGAGAAUAUUUAUUGAAUGUUUUUAUUCGCUAAUCUAAGGCCCUGGUUCGCUUUUAAAGAUUGCAAACACAUCAAGUUUUAAGGAAGAGACAAAGUUAUUGUUUUAUAUGUUAGUCGGGAUUACAUAUAACAAAAAUUAAUGUGAUGCUACCCCUCCAUCGCUUACAAAAUCUUUUAGGACUGUUUCCUGUUUCCCACUAUGAAUAAAAAUUACGCCAAACAUCUUAGCACCAGAAUAUUGGUUCCUUAACAGAAAAUUACCAAAGAUGCGAAAAUCAAUACAACCAUUGAUUUUCAAUCAUAAUGCGUUCAAAAGCAUUUUGAAAUCACUUUCAAAGAAUGUCCUGGAAAUGAUUGAUUUUAACUAUGUUGUUCAAUUAUCUUUGUUUUGUCCCGCUCCCCGUUCUUUUAUAAGUGAAAUUCUCAUUUUAAGCAAGUGAUAUAAAGAUAUAUUGAUCUCCAAACAUACGAAGAUAAUCACUUGUGAUAAUGAUAAUUUUCCCAUCUAAUCAUUGAAAUCCGGCUUAAAAAGAAUUCUCUUUUUCAUAAACAUAUUUUUAAAUAGGUAUAUAAACUAAACACAUAAGAAAUUUGCAACAGGCAAGUGCAUGUGUAACUUUUUAUAAACAGGUUCAAAAUUGUGUUAAACUAGAAAGUUAAAACAAGCCACGUAUGGUAAAAGUUCAGACCAGAAAAAAUAACACCCUCAUUAAUGAUUCUUGCUAGAUUUUAUAAAUUUAUUCAAAGCGAGUAAAAUGAAGCAGACUAUCCUGAGUUCCAAACUGUUUCGCAAAUGUCUCUUUCAUGUUGGCAUUGUGAUUGUCAUAGUCAACUUUAAAGCUGUUUUGAAAUUAGCCUUUGUGAGGGUGUCAUCUAUAGUGAAAGUUUAAGAAUAUAGGUACUAUAAGACCUCUGAAGCUUCUUUGUGUUCUUAUUAUAUUAGUUAUACUUGUUGAUCUGCAGAUUCCCAUCCUUUUUCUCCCGCGCUCCUUCUCGAAAUAUAAUUUUCUCUUUAAACGCAACCUCGAAGACCAGUCUGGAAAUGCAAUGAAUCCGUUAGAGCCUUUGAGAGACGCAUUUUGCUUCGUCUCAUUAAUACCAAGAUUAC
Tigriopus californicus is the source of this 2427-nucleotide messenger RNA. RefSeq lists its product as uncharacterized. NCBI's taxonomy places the organism in Eukaryota, Metazoa, Arthropoda, Copepoda, Harpacticoida, Harpacticidae. The coding region runs from base 887 to 1246 and encodes 119 amino acids. The transcript has 4 exons. The record is from RefSeq and is a predicted model, not a curated record.